AUGAAGACGAGAUUACACUGGAAUACACUGAUUGCAUUCCACACGGCCAAGGACCUCAGAGAAGCCUCGGGUCACCGCCCCGAGCCUCUCGAUCAAACCGACGGGGGGCCGGCGCGGAGCACCCUCCGGAGCGGCGCGGAACGUGAAGCAAGCCCCCGAGGCCUGGGCCUCCUGGCGUAGAUCGGGGAGACGAAUGGGGAUUUGCUGAUCUAUCACGUGAUUCUCACGCUGAAGCCGUUCUGCAAUAAGGCGUUUGAGCUCGUCGUGGACUUCACUCACACCUGUGCGGACAAUCGAUUCAGGACCGAGUUCCUGCAGAAGUGGGGCGUGGUGCUGCCCGAAGUGGCUUACGACAACAUCGAGGCCUGCUACAUCUACAACUGCAACUCCUGGCUGCGGGAGUACACCAAGUACCACGAGCGGAUCCUCUGCUCCCUCAAGGGGAACCGGAAGCUGAUCUUCUUGGAUACGCCGUCGCGACUGGGGGACUACAUCGACCCGGACCAGCAGAAGCUGCCCGGGGCGACGCUCACGCUGGACGAGGACCUCAAGGUCUUCAACAACGCGCUCAAGCUGUCGCACAAGGACACCAAAGUGGCCAUCAAGGCACGUUUCGACCUCUCGGUCGCGUCGCGAAAGCUGCAAUCGAGUCGCGAUCGAGAUCCGUUCGAGGAAGGACUGGAGGUCGUUUUCGUGCUCUGUGACCGGAACGAUGAGAGACUUGCUUGGUUUUUGUUUGGUUUUAAUGCGGUGGGGCCGACGGCGAUCCAGAUCACGUCGGCAGAGAAGACCAAGGUGCUGGGCCACUCGGUGCUGCUCAACGACAUCUACUACGCGGCCGAGAUCGAGGAGGUGUGCCUGGUGGACGACAACCAGUUCACGCUGACCAUCUCGAACGAGAGCGGUCCGCUGUCCUUCAUCCACAACGACUGCGACUCCAUCGUCCAGGCCAUCAUCCACAUCCGCACGCGCUGGGAGCUCUCUCAGCCGGAUUCGGUGACGGUGCACCAGAAGAUCCGCCCGAAGGACGUGCCGGGCACGCUGCUCAACAUGGCCCUGUUGAACCUCGGCUCCUCGGACCCCAAGCUGAGGACAGCAGCCUACAACCUCCUCUGUGCCCUCACCGUCACCUUUGACCUCCGCAUCGAGGGACAGCUCCUCGAGACCUCGGGGUUGUGCAUCCCAUCGAACAACACGAUCUUCAUCAAGUCGGUGAGCGAGACGCUGGCACGCAACGAGCCGCACCUCACCCUCGAGUUCCUCGAGGAGUGCAUGGAGGGCUUCCGGUCCUCCACCAUCGAGCUGAAGCAUCUCUGCCUCGAGUACAUGACGCCGUGGCUGCAUAAUCUCACCAGGCAAGGCUCAUUAUUCACUCGAGGAUGUGCGUUCUGCAAGCAAUCGGACGAGAUGAAGCGGUCCAAGGUCGCCCUCAUCCUGGACAAGCUGAUCACGCUCACCAUCGAGGAGGAGGAGAUGUACCCGUCCAUCCAGGCCAAGAUCUGGGGGAACAUCGGGCAGGUGUCCGACCUCAUCGACGUGGUGCUCGACUGCUUCAUCAAGCGGUCUGUGACGGGGGGGCUGGGGUCGAGUCAGGCGGAGAUCCUCGCCGACACAGCCGUCGCACUGGCAGCUGCCAAUGUUCAGAUGGUCGCACGCAAGCUCAUCUCUCGACUCUGCACGGUGAUCGACAAGACGUGCACUUCGCCGACACCAUGCCUGGAGCAGCACCUGAUGUGGGAUGACAUCGCCAUCCUGGCACGCUACUUGCUCAUGCUCUCGUUCAACAACUGCCUCGACGUGGCGUCGCACCUACCCUAUCUCUUCCACAUCGUCUCCUUCCUCGUCUGCACGGGGUCGGUCAGCCUCCGCGCCUCCAUCCACGGCCUCGUCAUCAACAUCAUCCACUCCCUUUGCACCUGCACGAAGCCCUCCUUCAGUGAGGAGACACAGCGGGUGCUGCGGAUGGCCCUGGACGAGUACUCGCUGCCGAAGUUCUACCUCCUCUUCGGGAUCAGCAAGGUGAAGUCGGCGGCAGUGACGGCGUUCCGAUCCAGCUGCCGGCACAUCGACCGUUUCGGCCCCGACCGGGGCUUCUCCUCUUCUGUUCCCGAUCGUGAGGACAUCUCCCUCCACAGCCUCGAGAUCAUUGCCGACUCCCUCCUGGAGAUCAUGGAGUGCUGCAUGCGAGACAUCCCCGACUGCGACUGGCUCUCGCACUGGAUGUCGCUGUCGAAGAGCUUCGCGUUCCGCUACAACCCCGCCCUGCAGCCGCGGGCCCUCAUCGUCUUCGGCUGCAUCUCGAAGAGCAUCACGGACGCCGACGUGAAGCAGCUGCUGCGGAUCCUGGUGAAGGCGCUGGAGAGCCUCACCGACGUCACCCAGCUCACCCUCAUCGACGCCAUCGUCAUGUGUCUCACCCGCCUCCAGCCACUCCUCCGCAAGGAGUCGCCGAUCCACACGGCCCUGUUCUGGAUCGCAAUCUCCGUCCUCCAGCUGGACGAAGUGUCGCUCUACUCCUCCGGCCUGGCCCUCCUCGAGAUGAAUCUCCACACCCUGGACACACUGGGGACCUUUGCUCAACAGGUUCGAGCCCAGGCCACCCUGUCACGCGACAUAAGCGACCCAGUCACCCGAGAGAGAGAUGAGAAGCCCAACUUCCAUUUUGCUCUGGUGGGCCACCUGCUGAAGGGCUAUCGGCACCCGAAGCCGGCGACGGUGGCUCGCACGGGCCGCAUCCUCCACAUGCUCCUCUCCAUCGUGGCGAAGCCGCAUCAGCGAGACAAGUUCGAGGUGUCGGGGGACAACAUCGCAUACCUUGUCGCCCUGCUUCCUGUGUCGGAAGAAGUGCGUUCCCGGUGCCGCCUGAAGCACAGCGUUGCUCAAAUCAUCCCCUCUUCUACCUCCUUUGAGAACUUCCCCGUGGACCUCCACCUCAACCUGUCGCCCUCUGCCUCGCAGCAGGCGGGUGCGGUGGGUUCCCCGAGUUCCCCGCCGACCCAGAGCGCCGAGAGCUCGCCCCCGCCGCUCCCCCCCCACAACACCCAGUUCCGCCAGCGCUCCUGGGAGAGACUCAUCGAGCAUCCCCCACCGUCUCUGCCCCAGAGGAAUUUCUCCAAACCACAGGCGGACAGCUCCGGCGACACCUCGGCCCGUCGGUCGGAGCGGGGCUCGGUGUCGACCGAGAGCGGGAUCCUCCUGGAUCCGGACAUCCUGCGGGAGGAGUCGGUGCAGGCGCUGGUGCUGAACGUCCUCGCGACGCUGGUGCGGAACUCGUCCGACGAGGCGGAGCUCCGGAUCCUCUACCAGUACCUGGCGGAGGCCUCGGUCGUGUUCUCCCGCGUCUUCUCCGUCAUGUACGUCGUCGACCUCCUUCUUUCUCCCCGGGGGGAGGGCAGCGGAGUCGCGUCCACGGUGACGACGGGGACGUUUUGUCGUUGCAGCAAUUCCUUGCUGGACGCCAAGAUCACGUCGGUGCUGUCGCUGUGCCACGACGCCGUGAUCCUGGGUGCCGUCCAGGCGAUCAUCCAGAACAUGGUCGCAUCCGAGGACGCCUCCCUCCAGAGCAUCCACUACCUGCAGAGCAUCGGGUUCGGAGGGCUCUGGCGGUUCGCCGGCCCCUUCUCCAAGAACAAGAAUGACUCACUCAUGGCGUUCUGCUCCCAGCUGAACAACUGCGUGGCCGAGAACGCAGAGCUGUUUGUGAACUACCUGGAGGCGAUGGUGGAGACCUGCCUGCCGAUCGAGGAGGGGGAGUGCGACGGGGACGGGAGCGGGCACGACCACACGCAGUACCCCUCGACGCUCUCCGUCUCCUCGCACCAGAAUCUCUCUUCCUCCCUCUCUUCCCUCACCCUCGCUUCGCCCACCGAGAAAGCGUCCACGGUGACGACGGGGACGUUUUGUCGUUGCAGCAAUUCCUUGCUGGACGCCAAGAUCACGUCGGUGCUGUCGCUGUGCCACGACGCCGUGAUCCUGGGUGCCGUCCAGGCGAUCAUCCAGAACAUGGUCGCAUCCGAGGACGCCUCCCUCCAGAGCAUCCACUACCUGCAGAGCAUCGGGUUCGGAGGGCUCUGGCGGUUCGCCGGCCCCUUCUCCAAGAACAAGAAUGACUCACUCAUGGCGUUCUGCUCCCAGCUGAACAACUGCGUGGCCGAGAACGCAGAGCUGUUCGUGAACUACCUGGAGGCGAUGGUGGAGACCUGCCUGCCGAUCGAGGAGGGGGAGUGCGACGGGGACGGGAGCGGGCACGACCACACGCAGUACCCCUCGACGCUCUCCGUCUCCUCGCACCAGAAUCUCUCUUCCUCCCUCUCUUCCCUCACCCUCGCUUCACCCACCGAGAAAGAGGCACUGUUGGACUACAACAGCAGCGACAGCGGGGCACGCAUCCGGCACGGGUCCACCAGUCAGCUAACACGGCAGCGGAGCUUCUCGCGGAAGAAGCCCUCCAACGGGAAGCCUCAUCUCACUUGAACCCGAGCAGGAUCAUCUGAAGGUCACCUCUCACCUCGGCCAGAGCCAGUGGGGAGGCGACGUGGGCGGUUCGCAUCCCUUUGUUCCACUACCACGAUCUCAGACACUGUCCGUCGGGGGCUCCCUCGGAGUCGUUGAAUCUGCUGCUUGGCAUGCCAAAGAUGUGUACCUGUGUAAUGGAUUUCCUGUUCAGCCGAUUUUUUUCCAAAGUUCCCUGUUCAAAUUUUAUCUCGUUUCGGUGCGGUUUUCCCAUGCGAAUCGUGACGUGCCGUCAUGGGGGCACGCAUCGCCAAGGCGCGACCGCGGUGUUGUCGGCAUCGAUGUGCAGAGUCCGCAGUGUGUUUCGUGUUUCUCGGAGAGCUUCGAGCGAGCGGUGAAUAGAGUUUCGUAGGAUUCCUUCCAUGUUAGGCUCAUUUUGUCAGACUGUGAUCCCAGAUCUCUCUCAAUGGAAAAAAUCAAGCUGUGGUAGCAGGAGAAGACUUGCAAAUCAUAUCACGCUUGCCAACUCGACACAUUCGCCAAAUCACCUCUUUUUUUUUUCCCCGGUCGGACAUUUUUCAUCAUUGAAUCUUCGUAAUCAAAUCAUUGUUAUGCACGUCUUGUGUUCCCCCCCCCCACCUUUUUUUUUUUAAAAUAAGAAAAAUCGAUGAGGUUAAUUGUGGGAGAUGGAUGUGGUGAAUUGCGAGAGAAGGAACCCAGAUUUGUUGGAGUCUGGUCAAUCGUGGUGCUUUCACAGGCAGGCGGGUAUUUUUUUCCAUUGAUCGUCUUUGUCUUCUGUGCCAUUUUGUCCUGCGACAAAACAGAGCAUAAUGAUUCCCCCUCAUUGUGAAAUAAACUCACGACUAUGUCCCC
This is a messenger RNA of Darwinula stevensoni, 5325 nucleotides long. NCBI's taxonomy places the organism in Eukaryota, Metazoa, Arthropoda, Ostracoda, Podocopida, Darwinulidae. The record is from the annotation of a GenBank genome assembly.